Molecule: messenger RNA, 2799 nt
Organism: Ruditapes philippinarum (Manila clam)
Lineage: Eukaryota; Metazoa; Mollusca; Bivalvia; Venerida; Veneridae
Exons: 2
Coding region: 33-1910 (625 amino acids)
Molecular function (GO): protein binding; zinc ion binding
Source: RefSeq, a predicted model, not a curated record
GUGCAUUGUAUAUUGAUCGUAGAAAAGAUGUGAUGUUCAGGAACUUUAAAAUGUCGGAAGAAGUACUGGAAGAGGGAACCAAUUUAGAACAGAUAGAAAAUAAAGCUGAAGCACUGAGCAAGGAUGGGAAUUUAACCAUAAUUGAAAACACAGAAUCGGCCGAAAUUGUUAGUUCGUGUGCAAAUUCUGACGAAUUAAACUGUGAUACUGGGAUUACAAAUACUCCUGAAUUAACUGAAAAAUCUUCCGCGAAGUUAAUGGAAGACAAAGCUAUUACUGGCAAUGAUGGGAUUAAUGAAAGUACUGAGACAGAAUCUUGUGGUGCGAGUGGAGGUUAUGUUGGUUCUGAAGAAGAAUUCAGCAAUCCUUGUCAGCCAUGUUUAGAGAAUGAUAGAAAUAUUGACUCGUUGUUAUACUGUGUCGAGUGUGAAGAUUAUUUGUGUGAAAAAUGUGUGGAAAUGCAUAGAAUGGUUAAACCUACCAAAAAGCAUAAACUUGUACCUAAAGAAGUACUAAAUAACUGUGGAGAUGAGUUGAUGAUAAACAGAGAAGAGGAAUGUCCUAUUCAUAUGAAAGAAGUUAUUGAAUGGUUUUGUAUUUCAGAUGAUAAGCUAUGCUGCAAUAUAUGUAAAGCAACCGAACAUAACAAAUGUGAAAGUAUAGUUGCCAUUGCAAGUGUAGCUGAAAUAACGAACAUUCAAUCAAUAGUAGAAAAAAUAGCAGAAACCCAAGGUCAACUAAAAGAUGCAAUUGAGAAAAAGAAUGUAGAUAUCACAAACCUAGAUGAAGACAGAAACGAUUCAUUGCAAGUGUUAAAGCAGAUCAAACGAGACACCGAAGAUACUUUCCAACGAUUAUUACGUUCUCUGGAGAAAGAAAACAAGAAAGUUGAAAACAUAUUCAAAAAAGAGAAGAAAAAGUUUUCGGCCGAUAUAGAAAAUUAUUCAAGAAUAAACAAGGGCUUAAACACAACUCUAACGUUGCUUCAAAAAGAAAACAUCUGUCUUGAAUACAAAUUUAUUCAAAUGAAAAAGGCAGAACAGCAACUACAAGCAGUUCAGAAAGCAAUUUUGAUUGCGCCUUCUAGACCGGCAUCACAUAAAAUAGGAUAUGAGAGAGACAAACAAUAUGAUAAGAAUUUGGCCGCUUUUCAAAGAUUCGGAUUCUUUGACAGUGAUAAAAGAACUUACACAAGCUCGGAGUCAAGACGCAUAAAUAUCAUACAAGCGAGAGAGAGGCUUCCAACUGUGUUUGACAUGUGUGUGGCAGGGAAUGACAUGAUUCUGAUAACAGACUGGACCAAUGGCUGCAUUAAAGCUAUUGACACAAACAAGGCAGUGGUAUCAAGCACACUUCAAAUGUCGUCAAGCCCAUUUGGCAUCUGUAAACUAGAAGAUGGAGCGUUUGUUGUAACAAUUACAUACCGUCGGAAAGUCAGUAUUAUAAAGUUCCAUCGAAAUAUACCGGACCGGUUAAAGGAAAGUUCGUCUUUUGAAACUGGAGAAUGCUGUCGUGGAAUAGCAUACAGUAAUAAAAGGUUAUUUGUGGCAUGUGGAGGACAGGAUGAGAAAGAAGGGCCGGGUCACAUUAGAAUGUUUGAUACUGAAGGAAAUAUUUUGAAAACAGUAACGAAUGACUCAUUUGGAAAAGCAACUGUUGGCUUUCCUUGUAAAAUAUCAUUCCUUUCUGGCGGGACAACUGCACUUAUAACAGAUGACAACAAUUUGAUUCAUCUCAAAUUAUCAAAAAAAGAUAAUUUUAACAUCAAAAAGCUAAAUACAACAAUGCCAUCACAUACUCACUAUGCAUCUGUCUGCUUUGACGCGAAUGGACAUGCUUUGAUUGCGGAAACUUCUACAAAAUCAAUAAUGUUACUUUCGAAAGUUUCACUUCUUUUGAACCAGUUGUGACGGGUUUGCAACAAUUUCCGUCUGCAAUAUCAUUCGAUCACCUGAAUUUAAAAAUGUAUGUCGGGUUUUGGGAAUCUGCAGAUUUGUUAUGUUUUCAGCUGGACAAAAACAUGUGGGAUAAGCCAUCAACUUUCAGCUUAAGACAAAGUAAUAUUGAUCCAUGGUUGAAAUAAAGAAGAUAUCAAUAUAAAUCAAUAUAAUGAACAUUCAAUCAUAAAUUAAAAGAUAUUGAAAUUUUUACACAUAAGUAAUGGCCCAUAAAAAGAACAUAAAAUAGUUCCAGAACAGAUAAUAAAGUAUGGUGUUGAAGCAAUUUAUAUUUAAUUUCGAAUAUGAAGAUAUAUGAUAAUUACUACAUCUUCGACAAUAAAAUGUUUAAAUGCUGACGUUAAUUUGAUGUUUUAACUUUGUACAUAAACACUUUUGUAACAGAAUGUAAGUGCACGUAUAUUAUUAUUUGUACAUAAUAAAUGUUCACAUUAAACUAAAGAAACAUGAUUGUCUUUAUAUUCCUAUCAUGUAAAAGAGCUUUAUGCGAAAGUAACAUUUCAUAAAUGUUGAGCUGUUGGUUAUUAACAUUUGUUUUUGGUUCUAUUUUAAGGAUCAAUGAAAAUCAUUGUGCAAGAGAGUGUUUUAAAAGACAAGUACUUUAAUAAGUUUAAGUCAACAUUUACAUGAUGAUACUUGCAUAUGAUUAAGUGAUAGCAUACUCCAAAUGAUAUUACAAUGUGAAAGUAAAUAAUAAACGGUUGUAUGAUUUGCAAGUAAAUUUUGUAUAAUUGUUUAUGAUACAAAAGAUUGCCGCUUAUAAAUGUCCAUCUUGAACUUAUUUUCUUUUGCUUAGGCUUUGAAUGAAUAUUGAUAGUUGAAAUGAAAUAAAGAAAAAAAC